AUGCAGUCCGUGAUGCGAGCGCGAGGCCGCGCUCUGGUCGCCACGCGGCACCCGCGCCCGUCGCGCUCGUCCCCCGCGGUUGUCGUGGCCUCGCGGUCGUGGCUGCAGCCCGCCGGCGUGCAGCGUGUGGCUCUUUGGACGUCGUCUCCGUCCUCUCGCUCGAGUCCUGAGUUCCCAGCUUCCGAGUUCGAGCAGAGCGAGGGCCGCAGUCCUCUGUGGAUGGGCCUUGCGCUAGCAGCGGCGGCCAUGACGUUCGCGGUUAAAGAGGCGGCGGCGGGCGUGAAGGAACCAGCGGAGGAGCCCAAGGAGGACCCUAAAGAGAUCGCCAAGGACAUCCACGACCACAAGGAGGAGGUGAAGGCUGCAGUUAAGAAGAACGAGAUCAAGAAACGCACGCUGAGAAAGAGAAAGACCAGCGUGAGAGACGGCAAGAUGGUGGUGAGCACGGCGGCGGUGCGGGGCGACCGCGCGUACAUGGAAGACACGUCGUAUGUCUCUUCCUGCAAGCGGUUCGCAGCGGUGUACGACGGCCACGGAGGCUCUGCCGUCUCGCAGUAUCUUCGCAACCAGCUCUUCUCGAUGAUUGCACCGGAAUUGGUCCAGUUGGACCAGGAGAUUCUCGCCGAAAACAAGGGCGAGAAGAGCGUGAUGGCCAAGUCCAGUCGACGCCAGAAGGUCGCAACCAUGCUGCAGGAGGCGGUGAGCAAGCUGGACCAGGAGGUGAUUGUCAAGAACGAGUGGAAGUUCCAAGGCUCGACGGCGGUCGGGGUGCUGCUGUUUGACGACGUGCUGUACUCGCUCAAUGUGGGAGACAGUCGAGCGGUGUUGUGUCGGUCAGGAGACGCAGUGGACCUCACGCGGGAUCACAAGCCCAACGACCCUCAGGAACGUGCUAGGAUCGAGUCUCUAGGAGGUCGUGUCCAGUGGUAUGGCUACGUGGACGCUCAAGGCGAACCGAUCGAGCCGUACGGCGCGUACAGAGUGAAUGGCAAUCUGGCGGUGGCGCGGGCUAUCGGAGACCGCGACUCGCGGCCAUUUGUGAUCGGCGAGGCCGAGAUUCGCCAGUACGACCUCGAGUACGACAAGGACGAGUUCAUUGUGAUCGCGUCGGACGGGCUCUGGGACGUGUUCACUAGCAGUGAGGUGGUGGAGUUCGUGCAGGACGUCAUGAGUGGCGAGCUGGGCGGACGCGAGGCCUGGAGAAGCGGCGGCCACAGCGACACUCGCGUGCCCAUUUUCGAGUGGUCGCAGCAGUACACGAGCGACAGGUCCAUGAUCAAGGCCGCGCGGCGGCGACGGAAGGUGCAGAUCGCCAAAUAUCUCGUGCAAGAAGCGCUCUUCCGGGGCACCUCGGACAAUGUGUCCGUCGUGCGCACACUUCAACACAGCGCACUCACUCAACGCACAUACACAGCAAUGAGCAGCCCAACGGCUUCCUCUACUACCAGCUCCAUGGACGAUAGCCCGCGCUUCCAGGUGCAGAGCGACUUUGACGACGAGUUGCAGCUCCAGUUCGCUCCAGCACACGCAGGUGCUGCGCCCGUGUACGUCGCUGGCGAGAUCGCGUCUCCCGUUACGCAGUACCGCGACGCGCCGUUCCAGUUCACCACAGCGCCCAUGGACCGAUUGGAGGAGCUCGACAGCUUCAGCCUCUUCCCUUCCGCCGAUGCCAAGCAGCCGGUGAUGCAGUUUGCAACGUCCAACCCCAAGCAGAAGCAGGUCAUGGCGUCCCCAUUGUCGCCGUCGGCGGCGGCGGAGGUGCCACUGAAGGAAGGAUGGGACUCGUUCUUCGGCUCGGCGUUCCCGAGCUUCCCGUCCUUUGCAGCCCCCGAGAAGAUCAUGACGACGCUGCAGGACGCACUGAAACCUUUUGAGUGCUCCGUGCGUGUCGAGAACUGCUGGACUCUUCGCGUCUCGUGGCUUUGUGUGGCUGAGGAGAUUGCGUUCUCCAUCUCACUCUCGAAGGAACAGGGCUGUGAUGGAGAUAAAUACGAGGUGGCGUUCCGCCGCGAGUUCGGGGACGAAAUGGUGUUUCAUCAGCUGGUUGAGUGUAUCCGCACUCGCUGCAGCGAUGUCGACGCCGAGCCGCUGUUUUUCGCCGAACCGACGUUGGAGCCGUGGCUGGAUGCUGCCCAGGAGUUGAAGGGCCGACGCUACGCCAUUCGCGACACUGAGGCAGCGCAACUUAUCAGGGAGAUGAACGCUGAGCUGGACGCAGACACACUUUACGAGGUGACCAAGAUGGUCAAGAACCACUGCCGGCAUCAAGGCAACCGCCGUCUGUUCCUCGAGACUAACCGAGCUGGCUUUGUCAAGGCUCUCAAGUCGAUGCUCGCCGAUUCGGAGGUUCUCGCGCGUUUCGCAGUAUUCAUCUUGCUGCAGUACGUCAAGGAGUCGUGUGACGAGGGCCUCGAGUUGUUUUCAUCCGCCUUUGAACGCAACUCGGUCGAAUUGUUGCUGUCCGAGCUAGAAUGCCGCGAGAGCGAGAGCGUUUGCGCUCCGUUUACGAUACCGAUGCUUGCGGAGAUUCAGCAGAGUCGGAUAUUCGCGUAAGAGCCGAAGUCCAGCUUCUGUUCACCGGAGAAACGCGAAACAGUGUGAAUUAACCAUCGACCGCUCGGUAGUGCACAAUUGCACUUCGAAUUUUGCUCCAGCUAACUUAUUUCAUAGACUACAUACAGUACAACAAUCACAUCCUGCUUCAUUGUUCACUUCU
Molecule: messenger RNA, 2716 nt
Organism: Phytophthora sojae
Lineage: Eukaryota; Oomycota; Peronosporomycetes; Peronosporales; Peronosporaceae
Exons: 2
Coding region: 1-2553 (850 amino acids)
Biological process (GO): protein dephosphorylation; negative regulation of protein kinase activity
Molecular function (GO): cation binding; protein serine/threonine phosphatase activity
Source: RefSeq, a predicted model, not a curated record